Molecule: messenger RNA, 3897 nt
Organism: Eremomyces bilateralis CBS 781.70
Lineage: Eukaryota; Fungi; Ascomycota; Dothideomycetes; Eremomycetales; Eremomycetaceae
Exons: 2
Coding region: 241-3897 (1218 amino acids)
Source: RefSeq, a predicted model, not a curated record
CCUCAAUUUUCUUGCAACGACUAUACCUUGACCCAUCGGACCAUCUCGAGUUCUCGAAUCUCCAAGCAUCCAGCGCAGUGGUAAUUACAUAGUAGACAUGAGCUCACCCUGCUGAUGGAACGAGCCCCUGACCGAACCCCGGACCUGCAUGGGACUACACUGGAUUGGCUUCGUUUCCGACUCCGACGUUACUCCCCGCCCGUUUCGUCUAAAACGUAGUCUUUUUCUUUUCGCUUCUCGAUGACUUCGACUUUGCAAUAUACCCUGUUUCCGGCUCCAAAGUUCCACCCUCCCUACCAUGUGCUGCAGACGGGUACGCACAGCAGAGAGCAUAGCUUGACCAGCUCGUCAACCACCAGGCCUCCGCAAUUGUUGUGUCCCAGUCCCGACAUGCCGUCCACCUCGACCACCACGUAUCUCGACACCACCCUCCACACUCUCCCGCCCUCUCUCCCCUCGCCGACCUUCACCAACCCCGACCUUAUCCUCCCUGAUAUAUCCCAUCUUUCCCGCUCCGCAUCCACGCCGUCUCCACCCCCAUCCGCCGACCUCCCACCGUCGCCGUCGCAUCUGGUGCGCCAGCUCAAAUCGCAGCCCUCAACUCUCUAUAACGCGCCACGGUCCGCUGCCCCCGCGCCACCCACCACGUUCAACUUCUCGUUCGGUGAGCGACGGAGCCAUUCCGCGCUGGGAGUGCGCACGCGGACGCCAUCUGUCGCGCGACCGGGAGGACGACCCCUGAGCGACAUCGAGGAAGUGGACGUCGCCAAUCCUCGGGGGUUCGCCGGGCUUCCGGUCCGGACAGGGGUCGCGUUCGAUCCCAAUUCGACAUCGCGCGAUGCAACCAACGGCGCGGAUCAGGGAGCAAUUAGAAAUGGGUUUGCGAGCGGGUUUUGGAAGGCGCGCGAGGAGAGGUUGCGGGAAUCAGAGGGCGCGACGGGACAUCAGAGGGCGCUGAGCGAUGCGUCGAGCUCGGUGCAUAGCGAUGAUCUAGAGAAUAUGGAGUGGCCGGGUUUUGACAGCAUGGUUGAAGAAGAGGAUGAUAAGAAUCCCGCCAAGGAGAAGCCGUCGAAGCAGGUGAAACCGUCAGGGAGCGAUGACGAGGCGGAGUGGAGCGAUCCGCAGAUGCGAGGGGACGAGGAUGAUGAGGAUUCGUCGGCGAGCUUGAGCAGACGAGCGGAUAUUAUCCUGGCUAACGCGAAGAAGAGGCUAAACCUGAUGGAAGGCAAUCUUCGCGGCGCGCGUCACUCUCUUCUGGUCACUCCCGCGAGGUCCUCGAGCCCAAACCAGCCUCUAUUCAAUCCCUCCCGACAUUCAACAAUCGGACCUUUGGGGAACAAAUCUCGUCAAUACUCCUCCCCACUAGCAACAAGCACAGCCUCCCAGCGCCAUUCCCGUGUUUACAGCGAAACCAUCGUUCCUCCCCUCCCCUCCCCAACGCACUCUCCGCAGAACUCCCGAGGCAACAUUGUUAAAGAGACAAGGUCGACCAGCGCGCUGGCGGCAUCCUCAAUCGACUCGUUCAUGGAUCGGAACCUUGCGAUCCGUAAUGCUCGAAGCCACGAAGUCAUGCGAGAUAGCCGGCUACGCAACUGGGUUAUGAGCGAAGAUCGCCAGUACCAUACCUCGACUCCGUCUUCGCCACCACCGGCCCUCCCACAGCUUCAGUAUUCUUCGAAACCUAGCAAUUCGAGUCUCCGUCAUGCCCAAGAACCGCUACCGGAGUCAAAAGACGCCUACUCCCCUCAGGUGCAAUUGACUCCGUCACCUGGAGCGCCAGCGGCUCCGACCAAGGCUUCUUCAAAUAAUACCUCUCAUCCUCGCGUUUCUCAUACCCAUACCUCAUCCACGACCAGCACCGCCUCCUCUCUGCAACUUCAAAUGCAAGAUCUCAAGGGCCGGAUCUCCUCGCUCAAGCGGCGCGCUGCCGAGGAGAAAUCCAAGCGCUACAGCCUACAGGCCGCGCGGACUCCAUCCCCAAUCAAUACCGCCGAGACGUGGUAUCAAAGCGCCGAGACCUACCGCAGCGGGACCUGGGGCAUUGGGCAAGAUGCCGGGAUCGGCUGGAGUAUGAGCACCGCGGGAUUCCGGCCCGAAUCGGCGAUGAGCGGGACGCAAGGGGAGAUGACGGGACCGCCGGUGGGCGUGGUGACGCCGGCGGCGCAUUCGCGGCAGACGAGCCGAUCGGGCGUCAGCUUCCUCGAGGAUUCGUCGAUCGAAGUGAAGAGUCAGGUGGGGAGUGCACAGGGCUCCAAUGUCGAGUCCGCGGGAGGGUCGGCUGUGAAGGUCGGGGCAGCGGAGGAACGGCCGAAGACGGUGGUCGAGGUUGGGGGACGGAUGUUUCCUUUGAAGAGCGGGUCGAGCCGGUCGACGUCGAGAAGUUCGUCUAAGCAGCCCCUGAUUAUAGCGGCGCUAGCUGCGCCCGAGGUACAGCUGCCUUCGUCCGAAGUUCAGGAAGAGGUGGUGGAGGAGACCGAGCAAACGGCUGAAAAAGAGACCCAGCAGUCAUUCCUUGAUGGUCCAGAGGAAACUAGAAGCGAUUCUACUACGAUAUCAGUCGAAGAAGAACCGCCCACCCUUCCUGUAUCCGAGCCUGAAGUAGAGGUCGAAGUCGAUCAAGAACAAGACGAUCUUGAUGAAGACACAGCUGAUGAAGACUCUGAAUCGGAGUAUGAAUCAGCAUACGGAGAUCCGCUUCACUCCGACCCUCUCAAUGGCGAAGAGGACGCACUGGCCCUUCUUGACGCAGAGGAGGCCGAGCAUGGCGGGCCUGUCAUCGCACCACGCCACGAAGACCGUGCGGAUGCAUUUGACUAUGAAAAUUUUUUCCUGCAUUCCGCCAUGGGCACCUACUCGCGAGAGCGGAGAAACAGCAGUGACAGCUGGCGGAGCGGUAGCGGCAGCGAGAGCGACACUGGAAGCGAUGGCACUGCCCGAGCUCCCAGUGUUAGGGGCGAUGUGGAAGCUCGAGAGACUGAGAGCGACCACUCCACCGAACCACCGACUCCACGCGCCGUCCCGCCCCAACCCGCUCGCCCUAUCACUGCCAUCUUCACCCACGUACCCGGAAGCAGUCCCACGAAGCCAGGGUUAACUCCUUCCUCCACCCUUGCCGCGCAAGACCCGUUCCCACUCCUUCCCCCACAACCCAACUUCCUCCACGAACGCUCUCCCUCCGGCGACUCCAUCUCCACCCUCGCAACCUUCAUGACUGCCACCGAAGGCAACGAGUCCGACGAUGACGACGCAAACAACACCCUCGACGCCAUCGCCCGCGACACAUUCGGCCUCGGCUGGUCGGCGCCUCAAGCCGCCAGCGCGCCCGCCCCUCAUCCCACCACCACCAACGCCCAAGGCGAAACCACCGUCCAAGGCGGCCGUGGCAACGCCUGGGCCCAGCGCCGCCACAACUCCACCUCCCCCCCCACCAUCGCCUCGCCGCGCCGCAGCCCGACGCAAAACCUCCACCAUCCACUCCUCCCCGCGUUUCAGUCGCCGGGGAAACCCGCUGCGCCGCACGCAGACCACCAUAUGCCUACAGCCGCGCAGUCGCCGCGCGCGAUCCCCCUCCCGCCCUCCCCGCAGCACUCACCCCCAGCCGCGCGCACGAACCUCAUGGACCAGAUCCCCGUGACGUUUCCGCUGCCGGAGGCGCCGCCGAUCAGCACGGAGGAACUGGUGGCGGUGAUGUUGGGCCCGGGCGGGUCGUGGGAGGGGGGAGAGGGGGAGCGGGAGGCGUUGGGGAUGUUGGUGGAGGGGAUGAGGAGGGCGGUGGGGGAGUUGGGGGGGUUGGUGAGGGAGGGAAAAAGGGAGGGGGAUUAUGAAAGGAAGGAGUGGAGGAGGAGGGUGGCGUGUGCGGGGGAAGCGUUGGGGGAGAGAAGGGAUGAGGUAUUAUAG